GAAGCUUUGACAAAAAGACGAGGAAGAAACGUACACGGAAGUCAUUCAGGAUUUUACCUUUUACCUACCAUACAGUUUACAUGCUUGAUAUUUAAUUUAAUCUGCAGACUUUUUCGGUAUACUUUCCUCUGGCGGUUAGUUAAACCGUAAUGGCACUUAACGAUGGGACAGUCGGUGUGGACACCAUGAUAAGAUAACGUGUAGUUCUCAGCAGACGGCUGAUAUCCAGUGCGGGUCAAUGGACGCCAGGACCUGAAGGGCUGCUGUUUUGACAGCUGGGUUGAGCCUCCAGUACCUGGUCUUUCUGCCCGACAAAGAGAGCUGCUCGAGAACAGACACGACCCGAGGUUUAAACACUAAAGAGGGGGUUAUUCUAUGUAGAGACAAAUAUACUUAUGUACUUACUGUGAAGUUGCUUUUAAAGCGCAAUUGAAGGUACGGCAGAAAGGUGAGAGUCACUCCCUGUCAGUGUCAGCGACUUCUUCUCACCAGUGUUUGCUCACUUCACAUCGACCAUUGGUCAUGGCCUCUCCCCGGCUGAAAUACCUCUCUCUGGGCGUGCUGGUGUUCCAGACCACGUCCCUGGUGCUCACCAUGCGGUACUCCCGCACCCUGCAGGCCGAGGGCCCGCGGUACCUGGCCUCCUCGGCGGUGGUGGUGGCCGAGGUCCUGAAGAUCCUCACCUGUGUGCUGCUCGUCUUCAAGGAGCACAAUUACAGCAUUCGAGCUCUGAACAGCCUCCUGCGUCAGGAAAUUGCCCACAAACCCAUAGAAACGCUGAAGCUGGCGAUUCCCUCUGGGAUCUACACGCUGCAGAACAACCUGCUGUAUGUCGCCUUGUCCAACCUGGACGCAGCUACCUACCAGGUGACAUACCAGCUGAAGAUCCUGACCACGGCUCUGUUCUCGGUGUCCAUGCUGGGCCGCAGGCUGGGCGUCUACCAGUGGCUCUCAUUGCUGAUUCUUAUGGCUGGAGUGGCUCUCGUGCAGUGGCCCUCUGAGUCUGCAGCGGCCCCUGAGCAGGAGGCCCUCUCUGCAGGCUCCCAGUUUGUCGGUGUGACAGCAGUUCUGGUGGCGUGCUUCUCCAGUGGGUUCGCCGGUGUCUACUUUGAGAAGAUCCUAAAGGAGAGCAAACAGAGCGUCUGGGUCCGCAACAUUCAGCUAGGGAUGUUUGGCCUGGUGUUUGGCCUAUUUGGGAUGCUGAGCUACGAUGGAGAGAGGGUGAGGGAGUCGGGAAUGUUCCAGGGGUACAGCACCGUCACCUGGACUGUCGUAGCGCUGCAGGCGCUGGGGGGUCUGGUCAUAGCAGCGGUCAUCAAGUACGCAGACAACAUCCUCAAGGGCUUUGCUACAUCGCUCUCCAUCAUCCUGUCAACUCUUAUAUCGUACUUCUGGCUACAGGACUUCGACCCCACUAGUGUGUUCUUCGUGGGGGCUGUUUUGGUCAUCGCAGCCACUUUCCUCUACGGCUACGAAGGCAAGCCAUCCCCCAACCCCAGCAGGGCAUAGGACACUCACGGCUGACACUACAGCAGCUGUAGGAGGUCCUGUUGAAGCGUCAAGACAUGGAGUUGAAAAGAGGACAGAGAGCUGGAAAAAAAAAAAAAAAGAGGGGCAAAGGUCUUUAUCGUAUAUUGUGAAGAGACAGAGAAGAGAAGGAGGAGAGGAGGUAAGCAGGUUGGGAACGGACGACAAGAAGGUGAAAAAACAAAAAGCAAGCACAACGCUGUGAUGGGUCUCACACACCAAAAGUGCCUCAGCUGAAGAAGGGUAACCAAUGAGAAAAGAAAACUGUGUCGAAACAGGAUUGUACGUUUUUCUUUGUUCCUAUAAUUCCCGCUGUAGAGAGGAUCCUGGCUGCCACACUUCCACAUCUGGACCAACUGAUUGUGUUCAUGAGAAACCUGUUUGACUGCCAGUCACUGUUACUGCCACAUCAGUCACGCCUACACAAUAAACAAUUACAGAGGCAGACAGGCAGAAGUUUCUAAAUCUUCAAAACCACUUUUUUUUUUUAGAUGUAGUGCAACUUUAGCUCAAAUUGUUGACUUGUUCGCUUUAGAGUUGCAGUAUUUAAGGCGCCGACCGUUUUUCUUGUCCCAUUUUGAGCUCUGAAAGCACAUUUAUGUGCCAUUUUCCCCCUGAAAUGAGCCUUUUUCCAGCCAUUGUUUACACCAAAGCUCUGUACAAUACCGCAAGCUCUCAUAGUCAAAUGGUUUAGGAGGAUGCCUGGGAGGCAUAACUCGGCAUAACACUCAAUGCACCAAGAGCCUUUAGACUAUGGUAGUUACAGUGACCAUAACUAGUAUUGUUUCCAAAAUGGUUUCCAUGUUACGUUUUGUCCAGCUAUUUUUGGAAACGUUUUUUGUUACCAGGCAACAUAUAGUCAUUGGGAUAUCUUUGAUAACCAGUGACAUAAUUACUGUAUGACUGGUGUCUGGUGGGGUUGAAUGUGUUUUACAGUAAUCUGGGUGUAUGAUUAAAUGCUACAGUAAUAAACUAAUCGGACACUUGAGACACGCUGUUCUCAGCUGUAACUGUGGUAAUGAUUUGAAGAUAUUGAUUCUUGAAGGGAGAGUUUGAUUAUGUGGUGAAGAAUAUUUUGUACAAUUUUGAAUUAUGUUAACCUUGAAUAAUAGCACCAUUUAAAUUGUAAUCUAUAAAUCUAAUCGAAUUGUCUAUUUAAUGUAUCUAUUAAUUGGUUAGGCUUCCACGUGACUUUUCAAAGCCAUUGAAUAUAAACAUCCAGCUCCUUACGUCCUGUGCUCGUGUAACAAUACCACCUGUUGCUUUUGUGGCAAAGUGAUCAAAAAUGGCUGAAUGUGGCCCAGCUAAGUCUGAACGUACUGAAUUAUACUGAUCACAUCAGACAUGCGUGAGGCAUUAUUUACAUCAGUGGUUCUCAACCUUUUCGAGUUGCGACCCCCCACAAUAAUGAGGUUGGUGUUUGCGGCCCCCCCCCUCAACAACAAGCGCUGCAAACUGGUAUCUACACGCCUCCCCCUGCUGAUUUUGAGUGAUUUUUUUUGUGAAUGCUUUGAUUAAUACAUGUAAACAAAUAAUGCUUUGCUUUAUAGUUUAGUUUUAGCAGCUAGACCCUAGCCUUGUCCAAUGUGAUCCAGGCUCUGUGGAUUUUUGAUGCAUUUGUGAUUUUUUUUUCCUCUCCCCCUGCCAUGUCUUCAGACCCAUUUCUGUGUUCCAGGAACUCCUGAUUUACAGCUCUGAAUAUAACACAUUAAAUGUGCCAAACUCACACAGUAAUGUAAAAACCAUUCCCCAGUCUAGAAUAUGUGUUAUUUCAUUUUUUUUCUCCCCAACCAUCUGGCGACCCCCAGAAAUGAUCUUGUUACCCCCUUUGGGGGUCCCGACCCCCAGGUUGAGAACCACUAAUUUACAUCACAAUUUGACUAAUGUUUUUCUUCUGGAAUGUUUUUUUCUUGGGAUAAAGCGGGUAUAAUUAAUAACUUUAUUAUUUUAAUUAUCAAUAUGUGAAUCUUUUAUAAAAGAAAAAUGUUUCCUUU
Messenger RNA from Sander lucioperca (pikeperch), 3521 nucleotides. It is a transcript of the gene slc35a3a, whose product is annotated as solute carrier family 35 member A3a. Gene Ontology annotation, molecular function: UDP-galactose transmembrane transporter activity. The transcript has 8 exons. Gene Ontology annotation, cellular component: Golgi membrane. Bases 523 to 1509 code for a protein of 328 amino acids. The record is from RefSeq and is a predicted model, not a curated record. NCBI's taxonomy places the organism in Eukaryota, Metazoa, Chordata, Actinopteri, Perciformes, Percidae. Gene Ontology annotation, biological process: pyrimidine nucleotide-sugar transmembrane transport.